CCAUUAGCCCCGCCAGGCUCCGGUAUCACCAGUCACUUCCGCCCCGGGCCCGGUGCAGGCAACGUUCGUUCAUGGGGUCUCGCACUUGACUGUGUAUCUGGUGAUUGUUGCGUCUGAUAACCAGUCUCAGACGGGCUCUGCUACUCAGGCUCAGGUUUCCGGGCUGAUUUCCAAAAAAUGAUGGCGUCUUUCUUGCCGCAGAGGGCGUUUCGCCGCCGCCGCGAGAGUUCUCUUCCUUCCUGGUACUCCUUUGGACCCCUUUUGUUGGCCCUGGUGCUCCUCCUGCUAUCUGCAGACUGCGAUUCCUGUGGUGCUCCACCAAGAUUUACAACUAUGAUGAUGGUGAAUGUAUCUGCAGACAGUUAUGCUCCUGGGGCUAAAAUAGUUUAUACCUGCCACCUAGGAUACAGUCAUAAUACUGGUUCACCCCUCUUUACUGUUUGUCAGGAUGAUAACACAUGGACACCUCUUCAAGAGGCUUGUAGGAAAAAAUCAUGUAGACCUCCAGCAGAACCUCUCAAUGGCAGGGUAAACAUGCUAAAUGGAACACUCGAGUUUGGUUCACAGGUUGAAUAUGUUUGUGAUGAGGGUUUUCGCUUAAUUGGUACCAAAAUUCUGUAUUGUGAUAUUUCUGGAAGUACAGUUGCUUGGAGUGAUGACCCUCCACUAUGUGAAGUGAUUUUGUGUUUACCACCUGCGACUAUAGAAAAUGGACAAUACUCAAAUGGAAAGGAUAUAUAUCAAUAUGGUGAAGUCGUAAUUUACAGUUGUAAGAUUGUAAGUGGAGCAGAUAAACUUUCACUGAUUGGAAAUAGCCAACUUGUUUGUUCUAACAAUGGAGAAUGGAGCAGUGAUCCUCCUCAGUGUAAAGUGGUGAGAUGUAGCUAUCCAAUAGUCAGUAAUGGAAAACAGACAUCAGGAUUUGGAACAACAUAUCACUACAAAGCGAGGGUUACAUUUGAAUGUGACAAGAACUUUGUCCUUCAAGGCAGCAGCACAGUCACCUGUGGAGCGAAUGCUACUUGGCAACCCCCACUUCCAACGUGUGUUCCAGUGUCGACUCCUCCUCUGUCGACUCCUUCCAGUACUAAAACUCCAAUUCCAAGUCGUCCAGGUUCUGUUCCUCCGAGUCACAAACCUCCAGUUUCAACUCCUCCAGGAUUUGUGCCUCCUUCUGUAGAACCACCAUCUUCAAAACCUCUAGGUGCGGACCUCAUUGCUGUGAUCGUUAUAACUACAAUUGUUGGAGUUACGAUAAUUGUCACCGUAGUGUACAUAUUUCUUCGAAGACAGAAGAGAGGCACAUACUUAACUGAUGAGAACCACAGAGAAGUAAAAUUUAUUUAUCUCGGAGAAGAAAGUAGAUGAAAGAAAGGUUUGUUUUUAUCAUUAAAAGGAAAAGAGAGAUUAAAGCUGAGUACACCACUUGCCAGAAUACAACCACGCCAGCAGAUGAGAAGAGCUGAAUGGUUUCUACAGACCAGUACAUCAAUUUAUCUUUUGCUUUGGUUUAAAUGUAAAGACCUACAAGAAUGAUUCUGUAGUUUUUUUUCACUCUCUUGAGUGCAGCUGUGACGUUUUCAUGCUCACCUUUUCAUGAGGCUUGAAUACAGUUACCAUCCUUUGAUGCUUCCUUGAAAUGUAUAUGCAUUUGGGAAUAAACAUCCUGCCUAUUUUCCCUUAAAUAACACUGUAUAUAUAGGGCAAGAAAGUGACUUUGAAAUCUUGUUUGCUUAAAGAUUAAUGCCAACCCUUAAGAUUCAUUCUUUUAAGAACUCUAUGAUGUACUUUAUAUAUUAUUAUAAAAAUCCUUACAAAUGUGUAUAUACUACUGCACCUCUUAAACAUUAAAAACAAGAAUACUAAAAAUUGACAAUUUGGACAAGUUUGACUUCCUUAACUAAGGAUAUUAUUGGAAAAUUCUCUUUAUCAGGUAAAAUUCUUUUUUAUAACUUCUGUGGUGAUACAAAAAUAAAUUUAUGUAUCAUAUUUGUUUUUCACCUUUUGUUUGGGUGUCAAACAGGUUCAGUAAACCUGUCUUAAGAAAUCAGUAAGAAUUCAGAAUGGGUUGCAUACUUCUGUCAAAAGUUAGGGGGCUCUGGCAGCCAUGCCCGGAAUGCCAGUUCACGGUGUGAAGUGAACAUUGUACCUGUGGUAGUUUUCUUAAAGAGAAUUCCACAAGGUAAGAACUGAGUCUAAGCUGAGCCAUAGGUGGUUUUCUUUCCCUGCUUGAUUAGAGAUGUCAUACUUUAAUCAUGUCGUCUAAAAAUAGGCAGUUUUGUAGGGUAUAAAUUUAUCAGAUGACCUCAAAUUGUAUCAGGAACUUAGUCCAUGUAAGUUGUCCUCGCUAGGAGAACCCUCUUACCUUUCUCUGUGUACGUCUCUCCACGUAACCUGAAAGGCAGAGUCAUAAUUAAGGCAUGUAUUUCAGAGAAGGCAACUUAAUUUGCCUAUUUGUUGUUUGUUGUAUUAAGCAACAAAAAAAGUAAGCAUAGCUCAGACAGUACUUCACCAGUGGACCUCUGCCCCUGCUGAGUCUUUACUAGCCAGGCAGAUUCUCACUGAAAUAAGUUAGUGGGCAAAGAGAAAGACUCAGCCUUUCUAAUUCAAAUUAUAUAUGUAAGGGUUUUGUCUCAAACUUUUAUAUUUAGAAGCACAAAUUGGGUCAAAGGAACAUUACCUUAACAAGGAUAUUAUUAGGUAAACAAGAGUAGGUCAGAAUAAAUAUUGUUUCACUCUAUAAAGAUAUGUUUAUAGCUCACUGUAAGUUUUCCUUCCCUUUGUAAUCUCUGGUGAGAUACUUUAGGAAGAUAAAAUCUGAGCAGAAAUAAACAGUAGUUCUGAAUUAAGUACAUGCCGAAUGGAAAUUUUACUACACCCAUUUUCACAUACUUUUCAAGAAGCAAGGGAUGGCUGUACUAUUUUUUUUUUUAAACUUAAUUGUAGUAUUAUUCAAGCAAUGAUAUAUAUGCUUAAUAAAUUGACUUUUAUAGAAAUUUCUGCUUCAAACUUGAGUUUUUUCAAUUUAGUAUAUUUAUAUUUGAGAUUGAUAUAUAUGUGUGAAUAUAUAUUAUCUUUGUAAAAUAAGUUGUCAAAAAUGUGGGGAAAGUUUAUUAAAUGCCACGGAAAAGCACCUGGGAAAUUUUGGGUUGUAUAUAUGUUACUACAAUUCAAAGUUUAAAAAAAGAAAGCUACAAAUAUAUAUAUACAGUGAAGCUAGAAGUCCCCGAUAUAGGGGUCUUUAUUGAUCACUUUUUGAAAACUGGUUCAUCAAAUUUGGUAAAAAAUAAAAUUGUACACUGAGAGAUG
This is a messenger RNA of Choloepus didactylus (southern two-toed sloth), 3309 nucleotides long. It is a transcript of the gene CD46, whose product is annotated as CD46 molecule. The transcript has 13 exons. Lineage: Eukaryota; Metazoa; Chordata; Mammalia; Pilosa; Megalonychidae. Gene Ontology annotation, cellular component: cell surface. The record is from RefSeq and is a predicted model, not a curated record. Bases 178 to 1368 code for a protein of 396 amino acids. Gene Ontology annotation, biological process: negative regulation of complement activation, classical pathway.